Molecule: messenger RNA, 1034 nt
Organism: Rubroshorea leprosula
Lineage: Eukaryota; Viridiplantae; Streptophyta; Magnoliopsida; Malvales; Dipterocarpaceae
Source: the annotation of a GenBank genome assembly
CUAUGUGGAAAAAACACCUCAGCCCAAUUGAUUACAUGGCAUGUUUGAUAAAAUAAAAAUAGUAGGAUAUACAUUUCAUUGUUUUUCAGAAACCCUAGAUCCUUCUUCGACCCUUAAAUCUGCAAUUUCUUCUCCGAACCCUAGAUUCCUUCUUCGACCCUUAAAUCCUCUACAAUUUCUUCUCCGAACCCUUCUUCGAUCCUUAAAUCCUCUGCAAUUUGUUCUCCGAACCCUUGAUUCCUUCUUCGACCCUUAAAUUUGCAAGUUCUUCUCUGAACCCUUGACUCCUUCUUCGACCCUUAAAUCUGCAAUUUCUUCUCCGAACCCUUGAUUCCCUCUUUGACCCUUAAAUCCUCUGCAAGUCUUUCUUCUCCGAACCCUUCUUUGACCCCUAAAUCCUCUUCCACUCUUGAUUCCUUCUUCUUCUUCGAACCCUAAAUCUUUUACACUUUGUGAUUCAUUCUUCUUCCCUUGAACCGUAUAACCUCUGCUAUUUGUCUUUUGGCUUUUGGGUUUGUGAGAAUCAUAAAAUGGAAGCUGGUUCUGCACAGAGUCCGGUUUCAGGUUUUGGUUCACUUGAGAGUGGAAGCAUGGCAGAUUCUACAGAGUUUAGAAAUGAAGAUUAUAGAUGCAAUUUGGGAAGGGACGGAAAAUCCAAUCUUGAUCGUCUGAAAUCCAAUGCGGUCUUUGCUGGUAAGACCCAAAAGAAGCAGCAUAAAAAUAGUUGGAACAGAAAGAAGACAGAAUUUGAAGGACACCCAGAUAGGGAGAUCGCAAAUUGGAUGUGGAUCUGAUGGUGGGUGGUGGAUUGGAUGUUGGGAGUGUUAAUUUCUCUAUUUUUCGGCAGUGGUUUUGGUUUUUCUCAAUUGGUUAUUUAGUUUACAAGAUUUCUAUGUAGGAUCCUUGCAAUUACUUCCAUUUCUUAGCUGAUGAGGAAAAGAUCAAGGGUAGAGCGAUGGAGUUGCUGCUGGUUUUGAAAGAUAAGGAAUGCAGAGUUAUGAAAGAGAAGGAGAAAAUAAUGCAAUGAUUGUCAA